GGCAGAGUGAGGACGGCAGAGAGGGGACCGACGCGGAGAACAGCAGUCCGCCUCCGACCGCGGCUCUUAGUGAAGCUCCAUCCUCGCCUCAGCGCUCCUUUACCCAGCCAGUCAAAAUCUGGAGGACUAUGACCGAUAGACUCGUCUCCCAGUUCAGGGUGGUCCAGCUGGGAAGAUAAAGCAUUUGUGACCUGUGCAUCCUACACCUCCGAUAGAAAAAUGAGGACUAUCUUCCUGGGUGUUGUAUGCGUCCUCUGUCUUCCCCUGUCCCUGGAUGCUUUGUCUUUGAGCGGACGGAUGAUUGAGACCGUAGAUGGAGAGGGAACUGGAGCAGCGAUCAGAGGAGAGAAGCUGCUCAAAAGAGUUAGACGAGGCUGGAUGUGGAAUCAGUUUUUCCUGCAGGAGGAGUAUACAGGCAGUGACUACCAGUACAUUGGCAAGCUCCAGUCGGACCAGGACCAUGGCAACGGCUUAGUCAAGUACGUUCUGUCUGGCGAGGGGGCCGGCACCAUCUUUGUCAUUGAUGAGAGUAACGGUGACCUGCACGCCACUCGCCGCCUGGAUCGUGAGGAGAAGGCUUUUUAUAUCCUCAAAGCCACAGUGGUCAACAAACGGACAGGUCAAAAGCUGGAGCCAGAGACUGAGUUCAUCGUCAAACUCCACGACAUCAACGAUAAUGAGCCUCAGUUCAGCAAAGAGGUUUACACCGGCAGUGUACCUGAGAGGUCUGAUAUCGGUACAUCAGUCAUCCAGGUUACAGCUACAGAUGCUGAUGACAGUAUGUAUGGGAACAGUGCCAAACUGGUCUACAGCAUCAGCCAGGGACACCCCUACUUCUCUGUGGACCCAAACACAGGUUUGAUCCGGACAGCCUUGGGCCCUGGUGACAUGGACCGUGAGCAGAGGGAGCACUACCAGGUGGUGAUCGAAGCUAAAGAUAUGGCUGGACAGAGAGGAGGGCUUACCGGGACCACCGUGGUUAACAUCACGCUCACCGAUGUCAACGACAACCCUCCCCGCUUCACUCAGAGUAUUUACCAGUUCAGAGUUUUUGAGUCGUCAAAGUCUGGCACUCCAGUUGGGAGAAUUAAAGCCACCGACAGAGACAUCGGGAAGAACGCUGAGAUGUAUUUCACCAUCGUCAGUGGAGACGGCAUGGACAUGUUCGACAUCUCCACUGACAAAGACACCCAGGAGGGAGUCAUCACUGUCAGCAAGCCUUUGGAUUAUGAGAAGAAGCCGUCCUACACAGUGGAGAUCCAGGUCCAGAACACCCAGGUGGACCCUCGCUUCAUGUCCGCAGGCUCCAAAGACGUGGCCACGGUUCGGAUUGCCGUGGAGGACGUCGAUGAGCCGCCGCUGUUUGACAAAGCCAGCUAUCUGAUGGAGGUGAAGGAAGACGCUGCGGUGGGUGUGGCCGUGGGCUCAGUCAGCGCCAUGGACCCUGAUGGAGCUCGCAGCAUGGUCAAGUACUCUGUCGACCGUCGCACUGACAUGGACCGCCUGUUCAAUGUCCAUCCAGGAAAUGGAUCUGUGUUCCUGCUCAAGAGCCUGGACAGAGAGGAGACUGCCUGGCAUAAUAUUUCAAUCAUCGCCACCGAGUUCCAUAAUCCCCGUCAGAGCAGCCACGUUCCAGUCUUCAUCCGCCUGCUGGACAUCAACGACAACGCUCCCACCUUUGCCACUGUGUAUGAAACCUUCGUCUGUGAGAGGACUAAGGCUGGCCAGCGGAUCCAAACAGUGAGUGCAGUCGAUGCAGAUGAGCCGUCAACGGGACACAAGUUUUUCUUCAGCCUGGCUCCCGAGGGGACCCACCGCAGCAACUUCACUGUCCGAGACAACGGAGAUAACACCGCUGGCAUCCUGACACGUCGAGCCAGCUACAGCCGCCUUCACCAGAGCGUCUACCUGGUUCCUGUGGUGAUCACCGACGGCGACUACCCCAUGCAGAGCAGCACGGGCACCCUCACUGUGAGGGUGUGCACCUGUGACCGUGAAGGCAACAUGCAACUGUGCAAUGCAGAGGCUCUGAGCAGCUCUCCUGGUCUCAGCACCGGAGCUCUUAUCGCCAUCCUCCUGUGUGCCAUCAUACUGCUGAUGAUCGUGGUUCUCUUCACAGCGUUGAAACGCCAAAGAAAGCAGGAGCCUCUCAUCAUCUCCAAGGAAGACGUCCGGGACAAUGUGGUGAGCUACAACGAUGAGGGCGGAGGCGAGGAGGACACCCAGGCUUUCGACAUUGGAGCACUGCGACACCCGGAUGCUGCCGCCGCCUUGGAGGAGUCCACCAAACAGAGGCGUGACAUCAUCCCCACCGACACCCUGCUGUACCCACCACACCGCCGACCUGCCCCCGCCACCUCCGGCCUCAUCAUGCCGCCGGUCAGCAUGGCGUCACGGGACAACGGGGACGUACGUGAGUUCAUCAAUCAGAGAGUGCUAGAGAACGACUGUAACCCGACAGCACCGCCGUAUGACUCACUGGCCACCUACGCCUAUGAGGGCGCAGGCUCAGUGGCCGAGUCGCUGAGCUCACUGGGCUCAGCAUCGUCUGAGGCCGAGCAGGACUACCACUACCUGAGUGACUGGGGCCCCAGGUUCAGGAAACUAGCCGACCUGUACGGGGCCGAGGACAGCGACUUCUCCUAACAAAGACACCACGAACACACACACUCACUUCCAUGUCAAAGACAGGUUCAGGAGAGAUUUUGACCAAUGCAGGGCCAGAGACAGCGACGGCCAACUACCACAAACUCGAUCUCAGAGAUUGUAAAAGCUGCUGAUGAGCUUUAAGAAAAUGUGAAAUCUUUUCAAAAUACACACAACACACACUCCACACGAUGAAACAACAGAUGUGCUGGCAGACUAUAAUUCCAUUUAAUGGAAAAUUUAAGAACGCCACCUGAUCCUUCACCUGCCUUCGCUGCACAUGGAUCCAAAAAUGCUUACCAAGUCAUUCUCAAAAAGUCCUAAAUAUCUGAAUUUGGGAAUGGCAACUAAUGGAUGUAGAAAUGUAAAUUAACCAGCGCAACGGCAGAGCCCAACAAUCUUCAGUUCCACCAGUGUGAACCUCUUCAAAGACUCAUUUCAGGCCUGAAUGGAGUUUUGAAUCUAAAUUGGACUGUAUUUUGUAUUAAGAAUUGGACUUUUAAUACUUUCAGGCUUUGCUUUAAUCUCUCCUUGGUUACCAAAUAACCACUUUGCAGAGUGUGUCUUGUGGCUUUAAACUGAAUGGAGGACAGCGUUGGGAACCAGGUCAGUCAACAAAACACCACUUACCUCUGCAGAUAUGAAGUGAAGAGUG
Chelmon rostratus (copperband butterflyfish) is the source of this 3301-nucleotide messenger RNA. RefSeq names its product cadherin-6-like. The transcript is spliced from 12 exons. Gene Ontology annotation, cellular component: catenin complex; adherens junction; plasma membrane. The record is from RefSeq and is a predicted model, not a curated record. Lineage: Eukaryota; Metazoa; Chordata; Actinopteri; Chaetodontiformes; Chaetodontidae. The coding region runs from base 220 to 2646 and encodes 808 amino acids. Gene Ontology annotation, molecular function: cadherin binding; calcium ion binding. Gene Ontology annotation, biological process: cell morphogenesis; calcium-dependent cell-cell adhesion; homophilic cell-cell adhesion.